AUGGAGCUGGAUAGUGGCGGUCCCGCAGUUAAUGGCUCAGUCAAACGCGCGUAUCCAUUGCAGUCACUUUGCUCAAUGUCUAGUGGCACUUCUACUAUGUCUUCAGCUGGUCGAGAGUUAGGCGCAUUCGGACCAGGCGUAGGUCCGUGUGGUCCUGACGCAUCGCAAAUUGUUGUCAUUGUUGUCGAAAACCAUAUCCUUUUGAUGUUCUUUUAUGACGAAUGGGCGAGCAAGAUGCAGUUUAUCAAACGUCAUUAUAAACUUCAGAUUUCUGGACAAGGACUAGUGACGCUAGAAUGGGAAGCUGGGGCAGAGACAGAGGAACGCAUGCAGUGUAUCGUGGUUGCUGAAAGAAAUGUGCUCAAGAAAACAUUGGAUAGACAGCCACGAUUAUUUCCAUUUCCUAAAAGUCUGCAUAUUAAGGUUGUGUACGAAGAACCGCAACGUUUACCCGAGUCGGAUCAAUUGCGUUUUCUUCCACCCAAAACGAUUACAACAAGAGAUCUGCAUUCAGUUAUUUCGUCGAAGGAUCCACAAAACAAUGAUUACAGUCCACCAAGAAAGAAAGCCAAUCAUGGAAAAAGGAUGCUUGAGAAGGCAACAAACCCAUCGACAGUGUAUCGAUACUCAUGUUUAUCCGAGUUAGUGGAUGGAUACGCUGAUAUAUACGGUGUCGCUGUCAACAUGACGCUGCCAAAGAAAACCAGUGGACGUGAUUUCUGUAUGACUGUAAGUUUGACUGAUGAGAGCCGUCCCACGCGAGCAGAAGCAAUUCACAUAAAUAUUUUCUAUCCUACAAUCGCGGCAAUGCCCAAGAUAAAGUACGUUGGUGACAUCAUUCGCUUUCACAAAGUUAAAAUUCAGCAAUUUCAGAACAGAAUCCAAGGUCUCAGUCUACAUCGUGCAACGCGAUUUCUUGUGCUCCGAGAACAAGCGACUGGGGACCUUGAGCAGCUUACGAACUCCGAUACCUGGACUUUUGAACCUUCGGAUGAGCAUCGAACGCGUGCACUAAUUGAAUGGGCAAAGAAGAGCAUUGCUGAAGAUAAAUCUUUACCUCAGGGAUAUUCCUUUGCGCCAAAAUUUCUCUCGGAGCUGAAAUAUGCAGAAGGUUUUACCGAUCUGGUAGUGCGAGUUCUACAUCUAGAUGACAAGGCAGAACCAACUCGCUUGAUCAUUUGGGAUGGUUCAGGACUUGCAGCAGAUUCCGACCGAGUUCUGGUACAAAUUUUGCAGGAUGAAGACAUUCCUGUGCCAGUUUACGGAUUACUCAAAGAGGUGGUCAUGUCGUCAUGUUGGUCUGUCGUACGUGAAAUGGGUUUUAUUGACGGGAUGCUCACAAACUGGUGUCGCUUUCGCAACUUGGCAGUCGGAAUCGAUGAGCCUCUUCCUGAAGUUGCUCCCGAAAGAACAAUCACACUGCGUUUCCGAGAGGUGACUUCGUUCGUGUUAAUGCCUGAUUUUGCGCUCGACGUACAACGACGUCUCGUACUCAAUAACUUAACCGCAGGUACAACAAGUGAAGAUCAGAAUUGUGUUCAUUCUCCUACUACAAACGGUUCAAUGAAGGUUAUCACAGUCAUUCCUGAACAUAUUAUCAAAAGUAUUCCAGUCACACCAUUGCGUGAGAUCCUUCGAUCAAAACAAACCCCUCGAAAAUAUCACUGUUGCGCUCAGAUUCGAAGCAUUUGGCCUACUGAGAUCGUUAAGAUAUGCAAGCCGAAAGCUAGCAAUAGCAGCGACUUUAUUUAUUCUUUCGUUCUAGGUGUCCAAGAAGGGAGCGACUAUAUAAAUGUUAUUGUUUACGGCAACGACGCGGAACACUUUCUUCAUGGCAUUCCUCCAUGUGAUUUGAGCAAAAACACAAGCUCGAGUGCAUUGGUGAAAAAGCGCUUUGCUGCGUUAUUAAAUGCUAAUAACGCCUUUCAUUUGUGCAUCAAGUCGUACUUGGCUACAUUGCCUUCAAAAGAGUCUGAUUGUAUUAGCAGAGCUGUUCGAUAUCGUUUGUUUGAUACAUUGCUUCGGUGCACGUAA
This is a messenger RNA of Plasmopara halstedii, 2034 nucleotides long. Its product is annotated as Predicted telomere binding protein. The coding region runs from base 1 to 2034 and encodes 677 amino acids. Lineage: Eukaryota; Oomycota; Peronosporomycetes; Peronosporales; Peronosporaceae. The transcript has 10 exons. Gene Ontology annotation, cellular component: chromosome, telomeric region; nuclear telomere cap complex. Gene Ontology annotation, molecular function: G-rich strand telomeric DNA binding; telomerase inhibitor activity. The record is from RefSeq and is a predicted model, not a curated record. Gene Ontology annotation, biological process: regulation of telomere maintenance via telomerase; telomere capping.